AUGAAACCAAUUUCAAGCGUGUAUCAAUUGAAUUCAUUCCAAGCAUAUCCACUAGCCAAGGAUUUGGAAUUUAAGAAACCAAUUUCUAUCGUCUUGCCUUUACCUACUGGAUCAAUGGUAAUCAAUACGACCUCCUUGCAAUGCUCCAUCAAAGGUGAUGAAGGUGUUGGAAAGGCAACUUUGAUAGAAUCAUUACUUGACUUUAAAAGAGAUGAUCCUUUAUUCCAACAAAUCUAUGUUGAUCAUACCCCAAUACCUUUUAAAAGUAAAUGGACUACUACUCCAUUUACAUUACGAGUUUCAUGUCAAAGAACUUCAAGUAAUAGAAGUAGAUAUAGAUCAAGUAUAGUAUUUGUGGUUUACGAUAUUACAAGUCAAAAGUGUUUUGAUAAUCUAUCGACAUGUUUUGAAUUGGCAAAAGGUACUCUUGAUGGUAACAUUAUUGUGUUGGUUGGUACAAAAUCAGAUCUUUAUCAUAGACGUGCAGUACCAAAACAAAAGGUAAUCGAAUUUGCUCAGUCAAAUGGUAUCUACAACUAUUUCGAGUCAAAUCAUAAUGACCCAAGACACGAUCUAUUAGAGCAAAUCCUAUUUGAUGAUUUCAACAAAUAUGAAAUCAUUAGACUACAUUCAUCACAACGUGAUUCAAUUUCUCAAAUUUCACCAUUUAAUCUUAUUUAUUUUAAUCAAAAUCAAAUUCAAAAUAAUCAAAAUAAUCAAAAUAAUAAUAAUCAAAAUAAUAAGAUUAAGGUAAAUGAAAUAAUAUUUCAAAAAGUAUUUAAAUCAAAAGUAUUGAUUAAUAAUAUUUGGAGAAUGGUUAUAGAAAUUCAUCAAAUGUUGGGAUUGGAAACAGUUAAAUAUAAUUCUGACAAUGUUGACUUUUGGGCAUCGAAUCGUUACUUUGGUCAUUGUACCGAGAAAUAUUUACAAUUUAAAUAUGUGUCAAGACAGAUGAUUACAUUUCUUCGUCGUCUUAAAGACAGUGAUGUCGAGUUGGUUGAUAGCUUGGUCAAUCUCUACAACCUUCAUGAUUUUCAAAGUUCACGAGCCAUUGAUGAAACCAUUGCUAGUGGAUCAUUUGAUGUGGUUCGUCAUCUCCAUCAGAGUGGAUUUAAUUGGUCAAUCUAUGGUUUCAAAUUGGCAAUCAUCUUGGGUCACGUCGAUAUCUUGAAAUACAUAAUCGAGUAUUCCAACCCAAUCACCAAGCAACCCCUCGAAUCUGUCUACUCGGAACCAAAGUCAGAGGCUGUUACUCUAUUGCCUUUUAAUCCACUUCGAACUACUCUCUGUCUAAACAUCUCGACAUAUAUGUUACAACAAGGCUUGGUAUUGGCUAAACAUUAUAAUCAAAAGGAUAUGACCCUAUUCCUUACCCAAUUAUUAAAACAAUAUUAA
This is a messenger RNA of Cavenderia fasciculata, 1395 nucleotides long. RefSeq lists its product as uncharacterized. Bases 1 to 1395 code for a protein of 464 amino acids. The record is from RefSeq and is a predicted model, not a curated record. Lineage: Eukaryota; Evosea; Eumycetozoa; Acytosteliales; Cavenderiaceae. The transcript has 3 exons. Gene Ontology annotation, molecular function: GTP binding; GTPase activity.